Volvox carteri f. nagariensis is the source of this 1287-nucleotide messenger RNA. RefSeq lists its product as uncharacterized. The transcript is spliced from 10 exons. Bases 1 to 1287 code for a protein of 428 amino acids. NCBI's taxonomy places the organism in Eukaryota, Viridiplantae, Chlorophyta, Chlorophyceae, Chlamydomonadales, Volvocaceae. The record is from RefSeq and is a predicted model, not a curated record.
AUGGUUUUACUACUCGUAACGCAUGUUGUCGAGGUUCCGUCUUCCCGGGUCCCUUUGGCUGUGAUAAUUUUGAAUGAUGCAAUAAAGCGGAAGUCGCUGCCAUCCAACCUCAAGUGUCGCAUGGUCCCAGAAGAGUUCACGUACGGCUUGGCUCUUGAGCUCACCACCUCACGGGCAGCAGACAAGGUGGCCACCAGCGGCAAGAACACGCUGGACCGUCUUAACACGACGGGAGCGCGAGUCAUGGAGACCGUCGUGGAGAAGCUGGAUCGUCUUGACCAGCGUACACAUCUGAUCACUGCUACUCGAGAGGCUACCUCGGCCGCUGUUGGCAAGGUGAAGCAGGCCACGGACAGGGCGCUGGAAAGCGAGGGGGUGCAGAAGUCGCUCGCCAGCAUCAGCAAUGGGCUGCAGACGGCUAGUAAGGGCGUGGGCCGCGCCUUCACCUGGGUCGGUGCCAAAGUGAAGGAGACCUUCCCGGUGGCGCCCGUCCACGGUGCGGCCUAUGCCUCCUUCGGAAGCGAUGGCGCCGUCGUUUCCUCUCCGCCCGCCUACGAAGGAAUGUACGGAACGGAGUCCCCUUUGUACGCGAUGCCUGUCAGUACCAACGCUGCGCGUCCCUCAGCUGACGACGCGGGCGUGCUGGGCGCCUCCACGGCGGGUGGCGCGACAUGGGGCACCAACGCGGGCAGCACGCCGGCGGAGGAGAUGCCGAUGCCGCAUGACUGUGGAGCGGUUGAAGAUGAGUUGCAUGUUUUCGAAGAAUGUCCCGCUUACAAGAGCAUACGGGCUAAGUAUGGUGACCUAGUCCUUACGGGGCGCAGCAUGCGCACCACUAUGACUGAGGCGCCACCCCUGGCAUUGGCCAGAAAGGCCUACACAAGCUUUCUGCUCUUUAUUGCAAGGUUGGACGACGGCACAAGCAGCCCACAACGCUCUCCUGCACAGAGCAGGGGGGAUGAGGUAUGCGGUGAACCGUAUGAGGUUGACUAUUUCGGGCAGAGGGACCUGCGAGACCGUGCAUGGGAGCUCCACGUGCAGGAGCUUAUUGGGCUCUGCAGCUGUGCACGUGGUUCUUGCCAGCGGGCCAAGAGAUGCAGUGCGCUUUGGGCAUUGGGCUUAUUCCCGCCGCAUGUUUUGUGGCCGUAUCCUGGUAUAUGGCAGGGGGCUGACAGGCUGUAUUUAAUGGAACCAGAGGGUGGGUGCCACUCUGUCGUUCGGUGCAAAGCCAGGAGCAUCAAACAAGGAGCAUACUCGCAAUGGUUCAAUUUCAGUCGAAGCAUCUAA